GUGAAUGCGGCCCGAAUGGAAGGAGCUCAUGGUGUUAUGGUUGGACGUGCAGCCUACAACAACCCUUGGUACACUUUGGGACAUGUCGAUACUGCAGUUUAUGGUGAACCUUGCACUGAUCUCACACGCCGUCAGGUCCUUGAAAAGUACAUGGUAUAUGGGGAUUCUAUUAUGAGGAAGUAUGGACAUAAACCAACUAUUCGGGAUGUGGUUAAGCCUCUACUUGGUCUUUUCCAUUCAGAGCCUGGAAAUGGCUUAUGGAAACGCAAAGUUGAUGCUGUUUUACAACAUUGCCCGACAAUGAAAUUCUUUCUUGAGGAAACUCUUGUGGCGAUUCCUGACUCUGUUUUGGAUUCAACUGUUGGUGAGGCACCAUCUGGUUGUAUAGAUACUUUCAUAAAAUUAAAAGGUAUUCUGCCUCCUCCAUAUACAGCAAGAGAAUAUGAAGCUUUGUACGCUUAGUUUGUAAAAUUUAUUUCAGUUUUGUAAAGGGCAAUAACUAUAUAUCGAGUUUGAAGUAUGUUUUAAUUGUUCUGAUCCUUUGGAUAAUAACAGUACAAUGUGACAAUUCUUGCAUUUCAAAUACUCGGUGAGUGACUAGUAAAUUCAAUUUUGGCAUGAACUUGCUACAAUUGAAAGGGUACUAUUGUGAUGUUUAUAGUUGAUGCCUUUUGAGCUAGGUAGGAGAGGAUACUAUUUUCCCUAGUUCAAUUUAAUUAAUAAAUGGCCAGUUGUAAUGCUCAA
This is a messenger RNA of Camellia sinensis, 744 nucleotides long. The record is from RefSeq and is a predicted model, not a curated record. Lineage: Eukaryota; Viridiplantae; Streptophyta; Magnoliopsida; Ericales; Theaceae.